UAAAAUUCUUUUUAGUAAAUCUCGUAUUCUAGCCAAAGAAAAAAAUUAUAAAUACACUUGGGUGAAAAAUAGCUGUAUUUUGUUGCGUAAAACAGAUGAUUCCAAGGUCAUUCAUGUGCGAUGUGCUGAUGAUUUGAAUAAAAUCAUAUGACUAGCUCUUAACUAUACACUUAUAAAAAACUUUUUUAUAAAGCAUGUAAAAUUGUCGUCGUUUAAACACGUUUAUUCCUUAUUUCAUUAUAUUAUUAACUAUUCAUUGUCUUAUUUUAAUUUUGUAUUUGAUGCGGAGAGGAACACGAACACUAUUUACUCUACAGUAGUUAUAUUUUUUAAAAGAAUAAUUAUAUUUUAUUUCUAUCUUACCUAUACUUAUUUACAAUGAAUUCUAAAACUUUUAAUAUAUUUUAUCAGAACUGUGGAGGCAUAAAAACUAAACUAACUGAACUAAAAUUAAAUAUUCUUUCAAGUAAUUACGAUUUAAUAAUAUUGGUAGAAACCUGGUUGACAUCAUCUAUUCUGGACGCGGAGCUUCUAACAGAUGGGUAUGUUAUUUUUCGCCGCGAUAGAAAUCUCACAAUUUCAGGUAAGAAAGGGGGAGGGGGAGUCUUAGUAUUUGUCAAAAAAGAAUUAAAGGCUGUGAGAACUUCUGAACUCGAAACACUUGAAAUAGAAGAAGUAUUUUUACACUUUCCGUCUAAUUCGGGGCUGUUAUUAAACGUAUGUUAUAUUCCACCGGCUUCAAGUAACAUCUCAUAUGAUGCAUAUUUUCGAAAACUCUGUGACGUAUAUUCUAGUUCACGUUUUAGUAAUUUUCUAAUCAUCGGUGAUUUCAACCUGCCAUAUAUAAACCUAAAGCAAACAAAUAGUAUUUAUAACGAAAAUGCGAAACUGCUUGAUUUAGUACUAUCUAAUAUACCCAAUUGUGUUCAAUCUUCUGCUGAUCCCUUAUUGAAUAUUGUCCCUCAUCACCCGGCCUUAGACAUAGUAUGCUCGAUAUCUAUUUCUAACGUGAUGCCUGUGAAUUCAUUAGCUAAAAGGAACUUUUUUAAAGGUAAUUAUGACCAAAUUAACUAUGAAAUAAAUAAUAUAGACUGGUUCUCUCUACUGACACCUCUUCCAUCGGACAAAGCAAUUGAUAUUUUCUACGCAAAUAUUUAUAACAUUAUUAACUCACACAUUCCUCUGGUUAAAGUAAAGUCCACAAAAUACCCAGUCUGGUUUUCUAAAUGUCUAAUUCAAGCCUUAAGGCGUAAGCAUAAAGUAUGGACGCGAUGGAAGACUUACGGUUCUCUAAGAGAUUAUCAAGAGUUUUCCCUGUUACGAACGCGAGUGAAACAGCUUCUUACAACAUGCUACAAUAAUUACACGGCUAACAUUGAAAAGUCUCUUAAAGAAAAUAUUAAGUACUUCUGGAAAUACACGUCUUCUCAAAAAAAUUCUAACUCGGGGUACUUACGUGUCAUGAAGCUGGUGAAUUCUAAAUCUGACGAUCCUAAUGUUAUAGUUGAGAUGUUUUCAAAAUAUUUUAAACGACCUAAAGUUGUACUCUGA
Messenger RNA from Colias croceus (clouded yellow), 1551 nucleotides. RefSeq lists its product as uncharacterized. The coding region runs from base 379 to 1551 and encodes 390 amino acids. Lineage: Eukaryota; Metazoa; Arthropoda; Insecta; Lepidoptera; Pieridae. Gene Ontology annotation, molecular function: catalytic activity. The record is from RefSeq and is a predicted model, not a curated record. The transcript is spliced from 3 exons.